AAGCGUUCACUACAACAUAAAUAGCACUGAUAAGCAUGGGAAACGAUGACGUUGUACCUUUAUCAAGCAGAUAACGAAAUUUCAAGGGUCAAUUUUUCGUUUUGUGUGGAGGCUACUUUUUGCUGAAAGGGAGAAAAUAUACUUUCACUAGGUCGGCAGGAAUGUUAAGAUUACCUUGACCUUAAGUAUCGUGUUCAAUGAGGUGAACUACAUCUAGCCUUGCCACACUAGUGGAAUGCAAUUGAAAUUUUUCUGCAACCAUUAUCGACAUGUUUUCAGUUGUGUUGGACGAAAUUUGCGUCCUCUUGGACUCUUAUAAGGGUAGAGAUAAAAUCCUACGGACACUAUGUUACAGCACAAAGUUGAUUGGUGGGGCCAGUUCCAACAAGCUUCUGACCGAAAAGAUGCUAAAAUUUAGCAAGAUUAUGUCAGCCACACGAACUACUCUCAGACUUUUAGAUGAUUUUCCAAUGUUGAAGUACAACUUAGAGUAUGGUUUUGGAAAAGAGGAACCUGAUAAAUUGAUGGCGGCACUUGGAGUCACCACAAAUAUCAUCGACCAGUUGUACUACCCUGUGGAAAAAGUUGGCUGGCUUGCAGAAAAUAAUUUGAUUAGUGGGGUAGACACAAACAAAUGGGACACCAUAAGUUCCAUAUUCUGGGUGGCGUCGAUUUACUUAACCCUGAUGAGGAGUUUACACUUUGUUGCCGUCCUACAAAAACACAAGCACUGUGUUACGUUAAAGAACGACGAAAACACGUCCUUGGAACAACUUCUUUCAAGACAACACUACGAAAUUCUGACGUGUGUCCGUUUAAGUCUGGAUUUCGUCCACGCCGUGAACACCCUUCCCAAGGGAUUCCUCUGGUCGUCCAAACUGAACACCUGGCAGGUCGGUCUUAUAGCUACUAUGUCAUCAGUUCUAGGGAUAUAUCAGAUUUACGCUAAGAAAAAAUUGUAAAUAUUGUUGUUUUAUUAAUAAAUAAAGUAAGCGGGGUACAAAAACACGGUUAAACCCAA
Molecule: messenger RNA, 1021 nt
Organism: Zophobas morio
Lineage: Eukaryota; Metazoa; Arthropoda; Insecta; Coleoptera; Tenebrionidae
Product: peroxisomal membrane protein 11C
Exons: 5
Coding region: 270-962 (230 amino acids)
Biological process (GO): peroxisome fission
Cellular component (GO): peroxisomal membrane
Source: RefSeq, a predicted model, not a curated record